AUGGCGGAGUUGCAAAGGUCUGCCGUGUCGUUCCGGCGACAGGGUUCCUCUGGCUUGGUGUGGGACGACAGAUUCUUGAGCGGCGAAUUGAAACCUACGAAGCGCUUCCAUGAAGACCAACACAACGUUGUUUUUCUUUCCGGUGAGUUGAGGCCUUCUCGAAGGGUCGGAUCCGGCGGUGGCCCCUCAUUUGAACGAACCCGAUCUUCCGGCGCAUAUAAAAUGGACGCAAUAUCACCGUCGCCGCCGCCGAGCAGGGGAGAUCCCUCCUCACCAAAGUUCGCCGGCUGUGGAUUCUGCGGCGUGUUUGGUCGCCCCGUCGGCGGGAAUCGCCAACACAAAUCUAACAAGCGUCGAUCGGCGUAA
Molecule: messenger RNA, 366 nt
Organism: Cucumis melo (muskmelon)
Lineage: Eukaryota; Viridiplantae; Streptophyta; Magnoliopsida; Cucurbitales; Cucurbitaceae
Exons: 1
Coding region: 1-366 (121 amino acids)
Source: RefSeq, a predicted model, not a curated record